Messenger RNA from Paramecium octaurelia, 1858 nucleotides. The record is from the annotation of a GenBank genome assembly. Lineage: Eukaryota; Ciliophora; Oligohymenophorea; Peniculida; Parameciidae.
AUGCAAAAGGUAUAUAGAAGGAACAGUGGAUAUUCAUCAUGCUCUGAUUAAGAACAAGAGGAUUUUCUUUCUCAACCAUAGUUAUAAUACAUGUCUCAAAUUUAACAAGCCAAUUGGCAGAUUAAUGAAAAUAUAGUAUAAUCACUUUUAAGUGAAUAAAAAGCAAUAUCUUUAGAAGAAUAAGUGGAAGAGCAAACUGUUGUAACAAUUGAUUAGGAAAUUACGGAUCCAGAUGCACUUCAGGUUGAAUUAUUGAAUAGUGUUCAUUUAAACGUUCUCCCUCGUUAGAAAGCAAUGUAAAUCCAAGAAUAUUCACAACUCUUGCCAGUUGUUUUGCAGAUUUAAUCCUUGAAAUCACAAAUGAAGAAAUAAAGAGCCAAUAUUGAUUUGAUGUGUGUUGUCGAUGUAAGUGGAUCUAUGGACGGAGAGAAGAUUAAGUUAGUGCAGAACUCUUUGAGAUACAUCCAAAAGAUAUUGAAGCCAACUGAUAGAUUAGCAUUGGUUAGCUUUGGUACUUAAGCAGGCAUAAAUUUAUCAUGGACAAGAAAUAUAGCAGAAAAUAAAAAAAUCAUAAAGAGAGCAAUAAAAGAUAUUAAAAUUAGAGAUUCAACUAAUAUAGCAUCAGGUGUUGCAUUGGGUUUGAGGAUGAUUAGAGAUAGGAAGUACAAGAAUCCAGUUACAAGUAUGUUUGUGUUAAGCGAUGGUGUUGAUGAUGAUAGAGGUGCUGAUUUGAGAUGUUAAUAAGCAUUGCAUUAAUAUAAUAUUUAAGAUACUUUAACAAUAAACACUUUUGGUUAUGGUUCAGAUCAUGAUGCCAAAGUGAUGAAUAACAUUGCAAAUUUGAAAGGAGGAUAGUUUGUGUAUAUUGAUAAUAUCUAAAGAGUCUCUGAGCAUUUCAUAUUGGCUAUGAGUGGAAUGUUAUCAGUCAAAGCCAAGAAUGUUGUUUUGACUGUCAAAUAAAUGAAUAAUGUGUUCAAAUUAGCUAAAAUAUUUGGAGAUGAUUUUCUGUGGAACAAAAGUAGUGAAACUGAAUAUCAAUUGACUUUGAAUUACUUAGUGGAUGAAGACAAAAAGGAAUUUGCUUUAGAAAUAGAAAUACCAGGUUUUAAACAACAAGAACUCGUUUUGGAGAACAUCCUGUAAGUUGAUCUAUAAGGUGUGUUUAUUGGGUUGAAUACUGCUUUUAAGAAGACUUCUAAGUUGGAAUUAGAAUUCUCAAAAACAGAAGUGUAGUAUUAACCAAUUGAAUUGGUGGAAGUGAAUUAUUUAAGAGCCAAGGCUGGUGAUAGAAUAGGCUAGGCAAAGGGAUUAGCAAAUAGCAAAAAAUAUGAUUAGGCAAUUUAAUUACUGAAUUAAGUGAUUGAUGAAAUUGAGAAUUCCUUAUUCAAAGAGAAUAAACAAUUAGUCGUUGUUUUGAAAGAUUUGAAUGAUAUCAAGUAGAUAUGUAAGCCACAAACAUAUGAGAGAGAUGGUGAAGCCAUGAUGUUAUACAAAUAGAAGAAUCAUAUUUAAAGAUAGAGAUCUAUAAGUAUUAAUAUUUCACUAUUACUUAGAUAAUUCCGAUGAGUGGUGCGAAGAUGAGGAGGAAUAAAUGAAUCAAUUUAAAAAUGGAAAUUUAAAUUUGAGUGCAAGUUACAGUGGUGGUAGCUGCUAAAGUAUUGGAAGAGUGCAAAAUGUUUAGAUUAAAAAUGAUAGUCAAUCUGAUGGUGGUUAUGAAUAAAACAUUGAGCCAAAUGAAAAUGAGGAUGAAUAAGAAGUUAAGUCGAGUCCAAAGAUUUUGUAGAGAAGAGCAUCAAGAAGUGUAAGUUCCAAUGAUAGUCGUAAAUAGAAAAACUCGAGGGGGUCUUCUAUUGGUUGA